This is a messenger RNA of Paralichthys olivaceus (Japanese flounder), 1206 nucleotides long. RefSeq names its product GTP binding protein 8 (gene gtpbp8). Gene Ontology annotation, cellular component: mitochondrion. NCBI's taxonomy places the organism in Eukaryota, Metazoa, Chordata, Actinopteri, Pleuronectiformes, Paralichthyidae. The record is from RefSeq and is a predicted model, not a curated record. Gene Ontology annotation, molecular function: GTP binding.
AGAAGAAGCAAACAGUCGGACUCAUUUAAGCGCUGCACUCAUCGUGGAAGACGUGCAGCGGCUAAUGGAGCACCGAUGCUAACAGAUACAUGUGAACUCUAAGCUGGAGUUAAACUCAGCUGGAGCAGUCACUGAGGGAAGACAACCCUGGAGAUCCGUGUGGUACUGGUUGUCCGUUCAUGACCCCACAGGCAGCUCUGAGACCUGCAGGGCAACAUGCUCUGUCCCCGGCUGCGACUGUGGCUCCAGCCUGUGACUCAGGUGUCGGCUGUUUCCCGGCUGAGUGCACACAAACUGGCCUCCCUGCAGAGUGCCACAAAGCUCCCCCCGAACAAACUCCAAAGCCUACUGUACCCCUUCAGUGAGCUGGAUGCAUACCUGGACAGGUCCGUGGACAGAACACAGUUCCAGCUCUUCCAUCCGAGUGUGGAGGACAUGAUUAAAGCAGAAAAGCUUUUCUGCUCUUCACCAUCACAUGCAAUUGAUUACUACAUCUCUGCAGAGAGGAUGCACCAUAUACCUGCGCUGCACCAGCCAGAGGUUUGUUUCAUCGGCAGAAGUAAUGUGGGCAAGUCGUCUCUCAUCAAAGCUCUGUUCUCCCUGACGCCUGAGGUCGAAGUCAGAGUCUCCAAAACUCCAGGUCACACAAAGAAAAUGAACUUCUUCAGAGUGGGAAAAGCUUUCACCAUCGUGGACAUGCCAGGCUAUGGGUACAGAGCACCCAAAGACUUCGUGGAUAUGGUGGAGCCAUAUCUUUACACAAGGAAAAAUCUUGUAAGGACAUUCCUGUUGGUUGAUGGCAGCGUUGGUCUUCAGAAGGCCGACUUCAUUGCCCUGGAGAUGUGUGAGGAUAUCAAACGUCCAUAUGUGAUGUUGGUGACAAAGAUUGACAAAUGUGGGCACGGGACACUGCUGACAAACCUAUUGAAUCUUCAGGAUGUGGUUAAAACGCAGACUGCAUGCUGCUUUCCACAGCCAAUUCUGGUCAGCUCCCUCCGGUUUAUAGGAAUCCACCUCCUGAGAUGCUUCAUUUGCCAUCUAACAGGCAGCAUCAAGUUAACGAACACCUCUCAGAGCUGAUCAGAGGUCAGCUUCGUCUCCAUGAGUGAGGUCUGGACUCCUUCUCUUUUAUCUCUUCACAACAGCAGAUAAUGGGAAUCCUGAAGAUUUAACAGCACUUUUAAUGUUGUGUGUGUGUGUGUGUGU